AUGGGGCAUCUAUUGUUGAAAAUACAGACCUCGGCCUUGUUCCUCAAGGCCAAGCAUGCCUUCUCGCUUCAUCGCAAGUCAUCGCUCAAUUCCCCCUCGUCCUCCCUCUCCUCUCCUUCAGCCUCACCGCCCUCCUCGUCCUCCUCGCCGACCGAGCUGACCUCGUCCCAGCACUUCUCUACUGUUCUCAGUACCCCUCCUUCAUCCUCAUCAUCCUCAACAAGCCAAUCGCUUACUGCGACAACCAUCUCGACCUCAGAUGCAGGAGUCGCUCCACACAAGACCAAAUCCAAGGGCAGUAGUCGGUUCAAGGUCAAGACAUUUGCCUCCUUCCGAGACCGAUCGAGCAGUCCUCCCCUGACAUCCUCGUCUACUUCCUCUACUGGCCCCGUGUCUUCUGGAUCAACGACGUCUUCCUCUUCGUCCUUGCCCACCCCUUCCUCUUCAUCUCCAGGAGCAACAACAACUCCAACGGUAGCGGCAACCACAUCCGUAAUAGCAACAGCAAGAACACGGAUCAUCAGAGCUGGAUCAUCAUCGGUAUCAUCAUCGACAUUGACUUCAACACCGAUCAAGUCACCGACGACAACCCCACCUAGUCAGUCGGCAGCGGUGUUCUCUGUGAAUCCGUAUUCGUCUUCAUGGUCGCCAUCGACGGCAUCUAUUCUGAAAUCCCCCUUGAGGACGGGAUCGUCGUCAAAGGCCAGUACGAGUCUGGAUCUGAUGCAGUGUUCGCUUUAUUCUCCUGCGCCCAACCUGAUCCUGCAGCCUAGCCCGGCGAUUGAUCUUGCACCGACGUAUGUGGCCGGUGCCCGUUCGUCGACCUCGCGGGCGAUGCUCCGUCGCGAUGGUUCUGACUCCUCGUCCCUCCUCGACUACUAUGGCCCUGUCAUUGGAACCGAAGACGGGGCCUCUCGACAGCAGCAGCGGAUUAUUACUUACCCAGCCCCAGAAGAGCGCAAGUUGCUAAUCGAUCAACACUACAAUAUCAUGCUACGUGGACCCGUCUUCAUAGACUUCCUCUCCAAGCUCCCCUAUGAGAUCGCCAUCUAUAUCCUCCUCUUUGUCGACAUGCACAACCUCACCAAGGUCGCCUUGAUCUCCAGGACUUGGAACCAAUUCUCGCGCGACAACGAGGUCUGGAAGAAUGUCUAUCUCCAUCAGAAGCAAUGGAAGGUCAGGAUCCCACCCUCACUCCCCCGCAAGGUCAUCCCCGACUCGACUGCCGCCGCCGCUGGCGCUCUCUUCGCAGCUACAGCAUCCCAGUCUCAAGAGGCAUUGGCAUCUACGACAGUAGCAGUAUCAAAGCAGAUCACCUCCAAACCGCUCAACUGGAAGAUGCUGUGUCAUGACCGUACCCAGCUCGAGAGACGGUGGACAACGGCCCCACCCAAUACCAGGCUCACCGGCCAUACCGACAGUGUCUACUGCGUGCAGUUUGACCAUUACAAGAUUGUGACGGGAUCAAGGGACCAGACGAUCAAGUUUUGGGAUCUGCAUACACUCAAGUGCACACAUACCCUUCAGGGCCACUCGCAGUCAGUCCUCUGUCUCCAGUUCAACGACAAGAUCAUGGUUUCGGGAUCAUCGGACAACACGAUCAUUGUAUGGGACAUGGAGAACCGGACGAUUCUCUCCAGACUGCAUGGACACACUGCAGGAGUCCUCGAUGUCUGCUUUGAUGACCAGUACAUCGUCAGCUGCUCCAAGGAUACAUCAAUCAAGGUCUGGGACGUCAAGACGUUUGCGCUAGUCAAAACCAUGACGGGACACCGUGGACCGGUGAAUGCUGUGCAACUUCACAGGGGUCAGGUUGUCUCGGCGUCGGGUGAUGGUAUGGUCAAGCUGUGGAACAUUGGAUCGGGACAAUGUGUUCGGGACUUUAUUGGUCAUGACCGCGGUCUGGCUUGUGUCCAGUUUGAUGGUGAGACGAUUGUGUCGGGCUCGAACGACAAGUCGAUCAAGAUCUGGGAGGCGCGUACAGGAAGAUGUCUGAGAACAUUGACGGGUCAUACUGCAUUGGUCAGGACAUUGCACUUUGAGAACAACCGGAUCGUCAGCGGAAGCUAUGAUCAUACCGUUAAGGUCUGGGAUAUGACGACUGGACAGUGCAUCUUGAAUCUGGACAGCGGCCAUGUCAGCUGGGUCUUUGACGUCCAGUUCUCCUCCAGCCGCAUCAUCAGCACUUCGCAAGACAGGAAUAUCAUUGUGUGGGACUUUUCUGGAGACUUGGACGUUCGUCUGUUCGAAUAA
Linnemannia hyalina is the source of this 2253-nucleotide messenger RNA. NCBI's taxonomy places the organism in Eukaryota, Fungi, Mortierellomycota, Mortierellomycetes, Mortierellales, Mortierellaceae. The record is from the annotation of a GenBank genome assembly.